AUGGAUCUGGAGAAGUUCUGCCGAGAAGACCAUGCCUUCUACAAGGUCAUAACUGGCGAUUUCAACGCCAACGUUGGCCCAAGAAGAACGCCGAAGGAACUUCACAUCGGGACCCAUGGCCUACAAUGGAAUGACCAGGGGGAGAGGCUCUCCGAGUUCAUCAUGACGACUAAGACCAUCCAGGACCACAUCAUCGUCAGUAAUAGGUUUUUCCAGGGAGAUGUCGCUGUUGUACCAAAGUUCUAUACGGGAUCGGACUAUCGCCUCCUCCGAGGAAGAUCUUCCUUCACAAGGAGAGCAGAGAAAGCCGCCAAGUUCAGAGAGAGAAAUCCCAGGACUACCAUCAACUGGGAUCUCUUCGCUACGCUAGCCGGCUUUUGGGAAGAUUCCGCAAUGGACAACAUCGAUAAGGAAUAUGACGAGCUCGCUGAAUACCUUCACGACUGCGCGAAGAAGACUGAGAGUUUUAAAACAACCAAGAGACGCCUGUCUCUUAAAACUCUUGAGCUGAUACGCCAGCGUGGAGCAGCACCAGCCGCAGGGAACCAAGAACUCACGUCCGAGCUCGCAAGGCUUUGCAGAGAGGCGAUAAAGGAAGACCUUAAAGAGAGAAGAGCAGAAGUGCUGGCUGAAGCUGCAGAGGCGGGGCAGAGCAUCCGCUAUGCCCGUCGAGACUUCGCCAGUCGCAGAACGAAGAAUGACUGCUCUCCGGAACCCAAAGGGAACAGUCAUUGCAUCGAGAAGGGGGAUGGAGAAAAUCAUCUACGAUUUCUACUGUCAUCUCUUCGACAGCCAUGUCCACUUAUCUCCUCACCAUCUGAGGGAAGAUGGACAAGUCAUUCCAGAGGUUCUCCCGUUCGAAAUACGACAUGCUAUCAUGUCGGUAAGAAAUCGUACGGCACCCGGUCCCGACAGAAUAAGACCAGAACACCUUCCGCCAGUACUCAUCAACACCCUGGCGAGGCUCAUGCAAGGUUCCUAAACAGUGGAAGACCAGCAAGACCGUGUUGUUGUAUAAAAAGGGAGAUCCACAUGACAUCGGCAACUAUCGUCCAAUCUGCCUACCGACAGCCAUGUGAGCAAGCAGGGUUUCGAAAAGGAUUCAGCACGAUUGACCACAUUCACACAGUUUCGAAACUCAUCGAGGUAUCACGAGAGUACAAGAUGCCGUUCUGUCUCACCUUCAUCGACUUGAAGAAGGCCUUCGACUCAGUUGACUCCGUACUCACCUUCUACAAAAUAAUUACAAUACAAGAUACAAUUCCAUCCAAAAUAUUCACAGCCACCCUCGAGAACGCAAUGCGAAAGUUGGAAUGGGACUACAUGGGAGUGAAGGUUGAUGGUCGGCAGCUACACCAUUUGCGCUUUGCUGAUGACAUCGUACUGAUAACACCUAGCAUCAGCUAA
Necator americanus (New World hookworm) is the source of this 1407-nucleotide messenger RNA. RefSeq lists its product as uncharacterized. The transcript is spliced from 3 exons. The record is from RefSeq and is a predicted model, not a curated record. NCBI's taxonomy places the organism in Eukaryota, Metazoa, Nematoda, Chromadorea, Rhabditida, Ancylostomatidae. The coding region runs from base 1 to 1407 and encodes 468 amino acids.